UGAACCUCAGCAUUGGCUGCCGUGCAUUGACGAUUGCUCUGCUUCCCCCACCUCCCAAUGGCCGCGUAGCCUACUCCAACUCGCACCCCCACCCGUCCAGAUGCUGCAACCUCGGGCAGCCCUGGCCCGCGCCGUCGGCCAGUCGCGCACCUGUCUGUUCAACUCUGUCCGCACCUACGCCUCUGCUGCUGCCACGGCCAAUCCUCCCCCCACCACCGAAGCCAUCAAGCCCCAGGUCAAUGCCUACGAUGCCUCGUCGCAACCCCAAGGUCGCUCCCGGAAGACCGCCAAGCUCGUCCUGAAGACGUACAAGCCCCAGACGCCCGGUCUGCGUCACUUGCGCCGCCCCGUCAACGACCAUCUGUGGAAGGGAAAGCCGUACAAGCCUCUCACCUUCGCCAAGACCGGCCAGGGAAAGGGUGGUCGUAAUUCCACCGGUCAGGUCACGGUCAGGCAUCGCGGAGGUGGACACAAGCGCAGGAUACGGAUGGUCGACUUCAAGAGGCAAGAGGCCGGCAGGCAUCGCGUGGAGCGCAUCGAGUACGACCCGAACCGUAGCGCACAUCUUGCCCUGCUCAUCCACGAGAAGACUGGGAAGAAGAGCUACAUCAUCGCUCCGGAGGGCAUGAGAGCCGGCGAGACCAUCGAGAGCUUUCUUCCUGGCAUUCCCAAGGAGCUUCUCGCCUCUAUGGGUGGCACUAUCGAUCCCGGUAUGCUUGCGGCUAAGACUGCUUUCCGUGGCAACUGUUUGCCCUUGCACAUGGUGCCGCUGGGUACGCAGGUCUUCAACGUCGGGUCGACAGCCGGCAAGGGCGCCGUCUUCUGCCGCAGCGCCGGCACUUACGCCGUCGUCAUGUCCAAGGGCGACCCCGGCCAGAAAGUCAGGGAUGUUACAGUGAGGCUUCAGAGCGGUGAGCUUAGGCGAUGCGACAAGAACGCCUGCGCGACCAUUGGCGUUGCCAGCAACCCGUUCCACCACUUCAGACAGAUCGGAAAGGCCGGUCGUUCGCGAUGGCUUGGCAAGAGGCCUUCGGUGCGUGGUGUGGCCAUGAACGCGGCGGAUCACCCUCACGGUGGUGGUAGAGGUAAAUCGAAGGGUAACGUGCACCCUGUCAGUCCUUGGGGCACGCCGGCCAAGGGUGGUUACAAGACUCGCAAGAAGAGGAACCCGAACAAGUGGCUGGUGCAGGACCGCGAGAGGAACCAGGGCAAGAGGAGAACCAAGAACAAAUAAGGAACGCGCUCUGGCGUCACUCCUCUUCCACGCAUUUCGAAUUGUACAAUUGGACUGUAUACUUUUUACGUCAACUUCGGCCGUCAAUACAGAGAGUUGUUGCUGCCGCUUCCGGCACAAGAGCAGACGUUUGCCCAAUGCAGGC
This is a messenger RNA of Aplosporella prunicola CBS 121167, 1379 nucleotides long. RefSeq lists its product as uncharacterized. NCBI's taxonomy places the organism in Eukaryota, Fungi, Ascomycota, Dothideomycetes, Botryosphaeriales, Aplosporellaceae. Gene Ontology annotation, biological process: cytoplasmic translation. The transcript has 2 exons. The record is from RefSeq and is a predicted model, not a curated record. Bases 101 to 1234 code for a protein of 377 amino acids. Gene Ontology annotation, molecular function: RNA binding; transferase activity; structural constituent of ribosome. Gene Ontology annotation, cellular component: large ribosomal subunit; ribosome.